AUGACUUCGGACAAGUGUGACUUUCUUGAGGGCUCGCAAAGCACAAUAGGGGACAUGCUGACGUCCAAUGUUUCCAAGUCGGCGGGAGAAGAAAACGCCACCGGGACUGACGCCGGUUGCGGUUACGUGUCGGUCGUCUUCCCCAUCACCAUGAUGGCCACGGGCAUGGUGGGCAACUCUCUGGCGCUCGUCCUGGUCUACACCUCCUACAGGAGAAAGGAGAAUAGAAGGAAGAAGUCCUUCUUGCUUUGCAUUGGGUCUUUAGCGUUGACGGACCUGUUCGGCCAGCUCCUGACGAGUCCGAUAGUGAUCUCGGUUUAUCGGGCCGACCUGAGAUGGGAGCGCAUCGACUCGUCGGGCAACCUGUGCGCCUUCUUUGGCGUGUGCAUGACCACCUUCGGUCUGUGCGCGCUCUUCAUGGCCAGCGCCAUGGCCAUCGAGAGAGCCACGGCCAUCACCAACCCGCACUGGUACUCCAACCACAUGAAGACCAGCGUGACCAAGCAGACUUUGGUGGUCAUCUGGUGCCUGGUGUUGCUCUUCGCCCUCCUGCCCGUAGCGGGGGUGGGCAAGUACACGCGUCAGUGGCCCGGCACCUGGUGCUUUAUCAGCACCGGGGACAGAGAAGUGCCCGGCAACAUCUUUUUCUCCUUCACUUUUGCCUUACUGGGGAUUUUCUCGCUGCUCGUCACGGUGUCCUGCAACGUGGUCACCAUCCGCGGCCUGAUCAUUCGCUGUAAGACCAAGUCGGGUACGUCUCAGGCCUCCAAACACUGGGAAAGACUCACCACGGAGACUGUCAUUCAACUCAUGGGGAUUAUGUGCGUCCUGCUUGUGUGCUGGUCUCCUCUACUGGUGCUGAUGCUGAGGAUGAUCUCCACUCAGGUGUCCUCUCAUGAAUGUAACUCCUCAGCAGAGAGCUCCCAUCCCUCCUCUGUGCGAGACAUCCAGUUGGACUGUAACUUCUUUCUGACCGCCAUCCGCUUGGCCUCGCUCAACCAGAUCCUGGACCCGUGGGUUUACCUGCUCCUCAGAGAGAUUCUCCUUCGCAAGUUCUGCCUGGUGGCCAAUGCCGUCACCAACUGCUCCAUAGAGGAUCAGAAGGAGACCCAAACGGCUCUGGAUGCACUUAAUAAGCAGAACAAAGAAAACCUCCAGAAACCCCAAAGUAGCAAAGGAGACUUUUGA
Phycodurus eques (leafy seadragon) is the source of this 1188-nucleotide messenger RNA. It is a transcript of the gene ptger3, whose product is annotated as prostaglandin E receptor 3 (subtype EP3). The transcript has 2 exons. Bases 1 to 1188 code for a protein of 395 amino acids. The record is from RefSeq and is a predicted model, not a curated record. Gene Ontology annotation, biological process: positive regulation of cytosolic calcium ion concentration; phospholipase C-activating G protein-coupled receptor signaling pathway; inflammatory response. Gene Ontology annotation, cellular component: plasma membrane. Lineage: Eukaryota; Metazoa; Chordata; Actinopteri; Syngnathiformes; Syngnathidae. Gene Ontology annotation, molecular function: prostaglandin E receptor activity.